AUGGAAGAGCGAAAAUGUGAAGAGCUAAACAUGGAUUGUUUGGUGAAUGUGCUUGGGAGAUUGGGAAUGGAGUCCCUGCUAUUUGAUGUUCCCUUCGUAUGCAAAUCACGGUACAAAGCAACUCUAAAUCCUCUAUGCUGGCAGCAUCUUGAUUUUCCUAAAACCUCAAACUCCUUCAAAUCAAGAUUAUUGGAUGAAUAUCGAUCAAAAGGAUUUAAGGCAACUGAAUUGAUUAAGUUAGCCAUUGAUCGUAGUGGUGGAUCUGCUGUUUCACUAGUUGUUCCUAUGUAUUUUACGGAUGAGGCAUUUGUUUGUCUUGCGGAACGUUUGGUAGUGGAGGCUGUUCUCCCUCCCCUUGAGGGCGGGAUGAAUCUGUUUGCCAUGGAUAUUGGGUGCCCUGCCUUGAAAUUUCUGACGCUGCCUCUUGUAGCAUCAAAUGAAAGUCCCUUCUUUUCAAGAUUUAUAAGCAAGUGGAAAAGUAUUUCCGGAGGCUACAUUGAGAAAGAUGAAUCAUUGCUUAUAGUCACCUUACUGCCAAACAUAAAGUGUUUGGAUCUAAGGCAGACAUAUCUGAAUCGGGAGGCUCUUGUAAGGAUUUUGAAGUGCUGUAGAAACCUUGUGUAUUUUGAUGUUAGAGACUGCGAAGGUUUUGAGGGUGACGAAGAGAUAUUGAAGCUUGCUUCUCAUAUUCCUAACUUCAUUUAUGGUUCAAGAGUGCCAGAAGAGGGCUUGAUAUGUACAUUUUCAGGAGUGCCGGAUGAUGGCUGGAGUGAAGAUGAGAGCGAUGAUGAGAGUGGUGAUGGCUUUACCAUCCACCCUGGCGGAAAUGGCGAGUGA
Molecule: messenger RNA, 837 nt
Organism: Cornus florida
Lineage: Eukaryota; Viridiplantae; Streptophyta; Magnoliopsida; Cornales; Cornaceae
Product: F-box/LRR-repeat protein At3g48880-like
Exons: 4
Coding region: 1-837 (278 amino acids)
Source: RefSeq, a predicted model, not a curated record